Molecule: messenger RNA, 1464 nt
Organism: Dothidotthia symphoricarpi CBS 119687
Lineage: Eukaryota; Fungi; Ascomycota; Dothideomycetes; Pleosporales; Dothidotthiaceae
Exons: 6
Coding region: 1-1464 (487 amino acids)
Biological process (GO): positive regulation of transcription by RNA polymerase II
Cellular component (GO): nucleus
Molecular function (GO): transcription cis-regulatory region binding; DNA-binding transcription factor activity
Source: RefSeq, a predicted model, not a curated record
AUGGGUCUCGCUGCCGCCCCGAAGUUACAAUUCUUGGACGAGUCUAGCGAUAUUCGAUCACAGUACGCGGAUGAUAGCUUCAAUGCGUUUAGUAGUCCUGUUGCAGGACUUGACUUCUCUUCUUCAAGUCCGAGCACACCAAUGAUCGGGACAGAACAGACUAACACUCACUCGUCUGUUAUAAUGACUCCUACGGAAGGACUUACAGUACUAUCACUGCUCAACUCGGAGUCGCCUAUCCAAGUGCAGCUCCCCACUCCUACCCUGGCGCAUCCUAAUUCAGUCGAAGCUACUCCAUCGCAGCAUGAUUCCAGUAUGUUUCUGUACCAACAGCCACCUGACGCACCUAUCCUUUGGCCGCUUGAGCACGAGCAAGAAGCAAUGUUACUGCAGCACUACAUCGAGAACGUUGCACUAUUUUUUGACAUGAUGGAUAAUGAAUGCCACUUCGGCGUUCAUGUUGUGCAACGAGCAAAAACCAACUCUACAUUGAUGAACGCUAUAUUGGCUUUAGCUGCGCGCCAGCUCAGUCGUACCAUGGACUUUGACCCAUAUAUCGCUGAUGCGUACUACCAGCGCUGUUUCGACACACUGAUUCCAGCACUCAAUGACAGCGUGGCUAUCAAAGAGGAGUCGCUGCUUGCAGCAACGAUCAUCCUACGACUGCUCGAGGAAAUGAAUAUCUCAGUCACUGGUUCGGAUCCUCAAGGUCACCUCUUUGGCACUCAGGCCAUAAUUCGCGCAGCUGAACAGUCAUACGCUGCGACAAGCGGGCCUAGUUUUCGACAAGCCAUUUACUGGGCUGCUUUUCGUCAGGAGCUAUGGAUUUCUCUUAUGACACAGCGCGCAUUCCAGCUGCACAUUUUCCCUGCUGACCGCUCACUUGAGCCUGCUAACGACACCGUCUGGGCUACACGGACAAUUGCUCAUUUAGGAGACGUGUCAAACUUUGCUUUUGGAGAGGAACGGCAUAGCAUUGCACGAUAUAGCCAGCUUAUGGACGAAAACAAGGCUUGGAGGAUGCGAAGACCUGAUAGUUUUGACCCGUUCUUCUAUCGUCAAGAUCGCGAUGGUAGCGGAAGGAAUUUUCCAGACAUUCGAUUCCACGAAAAGUCGCAUGUGAUGGGAACGCAGUACAAUACACUAGCUCAUAUGCUGUUAGUUGUCCAUGAUCCGACAAUCCCACAGCUCGGUCCGGCGCAUAAACAAUCCCGCGCAGUUGUUGACAGGAUGGUUCAAGAGGAUGUACGUACACUUUGCGGUGUUGCGCAAUCAAAUCCUAGAGUGUUUCCAUGUAAAUUCGUUGCGUGCUAUGCCAUCGCAUUGGUUGGCGACCGCUUCACUACAAGACAAGACCAAGAGCAGCUCCGCGAGCUCUGGUAUGCCUGCGAAAGAUCACACGGAUUUCCUCCCACGUCCACUAUCAAUCAACUCGAAGACUCAUGGGGUUGGCAUGAUCAAUGA